GCAUUUGCCAAACUGAGGAUCAUAUUGAUUUUAGCAUUCACUAAAAAACAAUGAAGACUUUCUUGGCUGUUUUGGCUCUUUUCUGCUUUGCCUCUGGCAUUUCGGGCAUUAGCAUUGUCUCCAAAUCCGAAUGGGGCGGUCGUGCUGCCACCUCCAAGUCUUACCUAGCCAAGGGCUUGGGCUAUGUCGUCAUCCAUCACUCUGCUGGAGCCUACUGCAACACCAAGGCCACCUGCUCCGCUCAGAUGCGCAACAUGCAAGACUACCACAUGAACUCUUUGGGCUGGGCCGAUAUUGGCUAUAACUAUGGCAUUGGUGCCGAUGGCAACAUCUAUGAGGGUCGUGGUGCCGGUGUUAUGGGUGCCCAUGCCACCAACUGGAACAGCAAAUCCUAUGGCAUUAUGUUCAUUGGCAACUACAACGACUACACUCCCACUGCCACUCAAGUGUCCAAGGCCAAGGAAUUGAUUGCCUGGUUGGUUUCCCAAGGCUAUGUUGCCUCCAACUACACUUUGUAUGGUCAUCGUCAAGUGGGUUCCACUGAAUGCCCUGGCAACAAGUUGUAUGCCGAAAUCAAGAAAUGGUCCAACUGGAAGGCUUAAGUAACAUUUUUUUAAGGAAUACAAUUUUGGCUUAGAUGAAGUUUUGAAUAAAAGGUUUGGAA
Molecule: messenger RNA, 664 nt
Organism: Stomoxys calcitrans (stable fly)
Lineage: Eukaryota; Metazoa; Arthropoda; Insecta; Diptera; Muscidae
Product: peptidoglycan-recognition protein SC2-like
Exons: 2
Coding region: 51-602 (183 amino acids)
Biological process (GO): innate immune response; peptidoglycan catabolic process
Molecular function (GO): zinc ion binding; N-acetylmuramoyl-L-alanine amidase activity; peptidoglycan binding
Source: RefSeq, a predicted model, not a curated record